Guillardia theta CCMP2712 is the source of this 798-nucleotide messenger RNA. RefSeq lists its product as hypothetical. The transcript has 10 exons. The coding region runs from base 1 to 798 and encodes 265 amino acids. Gene Ontology annotation, molecular function: protein binding. The record is from RefSeq and is a predicted model, not a curated record. NCBI's taxonomy places the organism in Eukaryota, Cryptophyceae, Pyrenomonadales, Geminigeraceae.
AUGCCUUGCUGGAUGGUUGUCGACGAGGAGGAGCUGACGUAUAGGUGGGGAGAAGUCAUUGAUUACGUUCCUCCACAUGAUUAUUUAAGUCUUGCAUGCAGCCUGUAUGAAGCUGGAAAAGUCCUCGGAGCCACCUUCACCCCCACCACCGUACGCCCCAUCUCUCCUUCCUCUCUUCCCUCCUCUUCCUCUUCCUCGUCCUCUGCCUUACCCACGUCUACCGAUGGGGAUGCGGAUCGAGGGCCUACACCCGUAAGCGUUGCAUGCUUGGUUGUGAUCUAUGUUGAUGGAGGACGAAGACGAGGCCCGCUGAGCCGGGCAAGAGGAGCGGACCGCGGAGAUUAUCUGCUGAUGAUCAACAACACGCCCAUGGAGCGCAUGCUGUCUUCGAGCAUCUGGAACUUUGUUGCUGAGAAGCAGAGCUGCACCGUGUUGAUUCAAAAGCGAUCAUCGGGGGCAGUAGACAAGCUCGUCGUGCAGAUAGGAACAUAUCAGGACGCUUACGGAGCUGAUGAGAAUGAGGAUGUGAAUCCUGAAGAUCCAAUCACUUCCAUCGAGCAAGAGCGAGAUAUGAUGAUAGAGGACAGUGUUGGCCUCGGGCUGAAAAUAACAAGAGACGCAAGAGGAAGGUUUGUAGUUCAUGACAUGUCGCCGUUUGGAAGUGCAAGAUGGAGCGGGAAGGUGAACAAAGGAGACGUCCUUACCCAUGUGAAUGGAGAAGACGUGCGCUCGCUGUCUUUACAGAAAACGUUCUCAUGGUUGACAUCAUUUUUGAUGAAUUUUAUGGAUUCUAAGUGA